ACCUUGCAGGGACGGCCCUUGAUGACGAUGUGACCACCUUUACGGAUGUUACCAGCCUGCUGAGGGUAGGUCUUGGAAGCUCCGGCGUCGCUGGACUCGAAGUGGUGCUCUUCGUCCGACAUGUUUAGAGAGAUAGAGAGAUCGAAGAAGACGGCUUGGGAGCUUUCUUCGUCUUCUUCUUCUUCCAUGGAGUUUCGAUUGUUUGGCAGUCUCUCUCUUCUUAUUUUAAUUUAAAUAAAAAUUAAAAAUAGUGAAUCUCGGGGAGCACUUUUUAUUUUAUUUAUUAUUCUCUCUUUUUUUUUCAUUUAUCGAUAAAAAUUGUGUGUCGCCGCCGAUUUGGGAGUGAGUAGUGUUUUCAGUUUAUCUACGAACGAUUAAACAUAUGAUUUUUCUCCUCUUCUGUUCAAACUGCGAUCAGAUGAAUUUGUAAAAUCUCAAAGUUGGUCUGUUGUGUGUUCGCUGUGGAUAUGAUAUACGAGAGAGACUUCAUGAAACAUACAAUGCUUGAACACGACGCCGUUUUCAAGAAUCAGCAGGUUCAUGAACUUCACCGUUUGUAUAGAGUACAGAGGAACUUGGUGGAUGAAGUUAAGGGAAAUAAUUCGAAUGGAGAAGGAAGCACCUCUCAGGCUUGCAACGGUCCUUUGCAAAGUAGGAGAAAAAUGAUUGAUCUUGAGCUCCCUGCUGAUGAGUUUGAUGAGACCGAUGAUAUCACAACUUGCAUUCCGUCCAAACGGCCAAGAUCAGGAAGAGAUGAUGGUUCUCAUCGGAGCAACUCUUCAGGGUCUUGCUUGGAUGUGAAGAACUCAAAUGGUUUAGCUGACUUGAAUGAGCCACUCAAUUGGCAAGAUGCGGAACCUGCUGCUGCUCUCUCCAGGGACGUGUAUUCUCAUUAUGGAAGAAACACAAGCCAAAAUGGACGGAUGGUCCUUGGCGCAGGGCACGACAGGAGCACUCAGAGAGACUUGCAUUUGCCUUCCCAUUCUGUACAAGUACGUUCCAACAGUGCUGUUCAACCUCAGAGCUAUCUCACGACUGAUCACAGCAAUGUAGUAUUCUCCCGGGAAAGAGCAUAUCGUGAGCUCGAAGUUCGCUCAAAGAAUCCUCAAGCGUCUUAUGAUAGCUACGUGGAAUCAUUUCCGGCAUCUAAUGCUCCAAGAUUACACAAUGACUACCGCCCUGACUUUGUCAGACCAUGGAGCCAUUGGUCUUCAUCGUGGGAGAACCCUAGGAGCACCUCACAUCAGAGAUUUUUCCCAGUUCAAACGAAUCCCUACAUGAACUUUGUUGCGCGCACAAGGACAGAUACAAGUUUUGAUACGAGAAGCCCUGUCACUAACGGGGUUUAUCAUGGAUUCUCUUCAGGGUCGAAGGAGGCUGCCGUUAGUUUCCCAUCAGGAGGCUUUAGACCAAAUGCUUCUUUAGGUGAGGUGGUGAAGCACCAGAGUUCUGAAAGCUUUCAGGGGCUAAAAACGCAGGAAUCCUCAGCUAUGUUGCCCUGGCUAAAACCUAAGCCAUCUUACAAAAGUGAAAGAUCCAGUGGCUUAUUUGAUUUGAAUGCUUCGACCGAUCAAUUCAUGGAUGGAACUGACGCAGGGGACGGUAGGAAUGGUGUUUCUCUUCAGACGGGAUUUAGGUCAUCUGCCUCAUGCUCUUAUAAUGCCAACAUGGGAAGAAUUGAAUUGAUCAACCCACAGAAUAGUGGAAAAAAUAUUGGGGGCCCAGUCUUUCAGAAGCAUUCUAUUUGCAAGGAGGAGCAUGCUCCAUUUAUCUCUCACUCCUUGUGUGUCGCUGAUCAACAUAAGGAAGUGAAGCGGGACUUCGACAUCAACUUGCCAUGUGAUGCCUCAGUUUCUGUUGACCAGCGUGGUUCUAAAGCCUUUUGUGCUGUAAAGGAAGAAGGAAACAAAGCUGCCAUCAACAGACACUACUUUGAUCUGAAUUCAUGUGCUAGUGAAGAUGAUGAAGAUUCCGGCUUGCGUUCCAGUCUGAGAGUGAAAACAAAAGGAAAUAUGUGGAUAGAUUUGGAGGCUCCUCCCGCUCUCGAGAGUGAAGAAGAAGGAGGAGGGGGCUCGCAGGAUAUGAAAGGCCAAGACGAUAACGCUUUGGAUGAACUAAUCAAGGAAGCAGCACAAGCAAUAGUCGCCAUCUCAUUAUCUGAUCACCAUCGUCAUCCUGAUGACGCAGCUUCCUCCACAACCGACGCGGCUUUGAAAAGUCCGCUCUCCUGGUUAGCAGACAUGAUCACUUCUUGCGGUGAUGAGCUAGAAAGAAAGGCUGAUAAGUCUCCAGAAGCCACAGACUUUGAGGGUUACCGAGAAGAAUACUCUUCAGGAGAGAUUGAUUACUUUGAAGCCAUGACCCUGAAUCUACAUCCCACUAAGGAAGAAGACUACAUGCCAGAGCCCUUAGUCCCUAAGAAUCUGAUACUCGAAGGGACAGGUUUAAACAGGCUCAGGAGAGGACAAGCAAGACGAGGAAGACCAAAGCGGGAUUUCCAGAGAGAUACACUCCCUGGACUCUCUUCUCUAUCGAGGCAAGAAGUCACUGAAGACAUCCAGUUGUUUGGUGGGCUUAUGAAAAGCAGAGAGCACACUUGGAGUUCCGGAGUGGCUUCUCGACGGAACUCAAAAAGAAAACGAACGGUCACCAACGUAAGCCAAGCUCAAGUUUGCCCGUCAAUGACGCAGCCUGAGAGCGUAUCAGUGGUUGGACUUGAAGACGGUGAGAUUACAGGAUGGGGAAAAGCAACAAGAAGACCGAGAAGGCAGAGGUGCCCUCCUGCAGGUAAUCCCGCAACUGUGAUCUUUACAUGAGAACUCCCAAAACGUUUGAAACAUUGUAGAGGGUACAAUUAUUAUACAAUAGAUUUGAUCUUACCUUUGUUGGGGGUGGUGUUGUAUAUCUUGUCUUCUGUAAGAUGGGCCAAGGCCGAACAUGAUUUGCUAUUUAUUUAAAAGCCUGGUUGGGGUAUAAAAACAGAUAUGUUAAUUGUUGUCA
This is a messenger RNA of Brassica napus (rape), 3000 nucleotides long. RefSeq lists its product as uncharacterized. Bases 468 to 2816 code for a protein of 782 amino acids. The transcript has 5 exons. NCBI's taxonomy places the organism in Eukaryota, Viridiplantae, Streptophyta, Magnoliopsida, Brassicales, Brassicaceae. The record is from RefSeq and is a predicted model, not a curated record.